CCCCUGCCGUGAAGUUGACCGCUCUAGCAGCACGGUGCCAUUCUUUUAUCUGACCGGUGCUGUGAGAGGUUUCUCUGAAUCUCCCAUACUACUAGCUGCCGCCUUGUAGAUAGAAUACCUUGUCAACAUGGGACCCAAGCGUGAUGCCGAGCUGGAGAAACAGGCCCUGGACUGGGUGGAGGCCAACCUCGGGGAGGCCAUCGACAGGAAGAAAUCUUAUGAUGAAGUACUUAAAGACGGAAUCAUCCUCUGCAAAAUGAUGAACAAGCUGAACCCUGGGUGUAUCAAGAAGAUCGACACAAAGGGAGGUGGCUUUGCUCUCAUGCAAAACAUCGAGAGGUUUUCCAACGCUGCCACCAAGUUCGGUGUUCCUCCCAAUGAAGUGUUCCAGACAGUUGAUCUCUGGGAAAAGAAGAACAUUCCCCAGGUCACGCUCUGUAUCCAUGCGCUCGGCAGAAUUUGUCAAACGAAACCAGAUUACAAAGGCCCAAUGCUCGGACCCAAGAUGGCGGACGAGAACAAGCGAGAGUUCACCGAGGCUCAGUUACUCGAGGCCAAGAACAUUGUGAGCCUCCAGUAUGGCAGCAACCAGGGAGCCUCCCAGGCCGGCAUGAACAUGGGCAAACCGAGGAGCAUCAACGACUAGAUGCACACAUCCACAAUAACUGAUAUAUUGAAUGUAAAGCUGAAAGGCAGGUGACCACGGAUGGUCUAAAAGUCACAGAAUUAUUUAGUGAAAGAUGACAGAUAAUCUAUCUAUUUUAACUGGACCUUUUAGGCUUGACUCACUGAAAGCGGUAGCCACUUUGAUCUGGAUUCCCAAACAGCUCUUUGUGUCCAGUCGUUCAAAUUAUUAUCUUGUAUAACAAUCGGGCAGGUUAUGACCGUCUUUAUUCCACAGGUACCAUGUCACAGUUACAAAUAACACUAAUAACAAUCAGCAUAGGGUAAUGGGCAUCAAAGCACUGUACCCUUUAAAUAUACCUUUCUGUGAGCAUCUGCCUUUCUUUGUAUCAAGUGAGCUUAUGAUACACUGAGUAUGACUAGAUGAGUAUUAUAUAAAAUGUACGCUUGUGAGUAUAUGAGUAUAGUUAUAUACAGGUAGACCUGACUUAUAUCCAUAGCCUAGUAUAAACAUGGUCAUGUUGAAGGUGAUCUAAACACACCAAAAAAGGUGAUUUAAUGACAACUAUUUUAUACUUUAUCAAGUGUUGUGUUCAAAUGCCUCAUCUUAAAGGGAGUCUUCCAACAGCGUUUACAUGGUGUCAAAUUAAAUUAAAUUAAAUUUAACAUUGUUAUUUUGAUCCCUGUUUAGAAUAUCAAAAAGGGUUGCAUAAAUUUUUUAAUGUUCUGUAAAGCAUACCUCGAAGAGCCCCUUUAAGACCUUGUCAGCUUUCCACGUUUGCUGUGUAAAUACUCUGUAGCUUUGUGUGAUGUCUGGUAUCGGUUAGUAAUUUCAAAUAUUACUGAUUUUAUUGUCCUCUUUUGUCCAAAUUCUUGUGUUUCAUGUGAGGUUCACAAAUCGAACUUGCAGACGAUUUCUUUGUUUCGAUGGUCUGUAAGGACGAGUUAUUGUUUGUCCAGGGAAGGCCAAUUUCUUUGAUGUUCUGUUAACUAGUUGUACAGAUAGCAGUAUGUGUGAUAAACCUAUUUUUGUUUAAAUAUUUUGUCAUCAGAAUAGUUUUUUUGUAAUUUAUUUCAUUUCGUAAAACAAUUCUGUCUAUUGAACUAUUUUCUUCGAUUAAACAUCACACGAA
This is a messenger RNA of Haliotis rubra (blacklip abalone), 1757 nucleotides long. RefSeq names its product myophilin-like. NCBI's taxonomy places the organism in Eukaryota, Metazoa, Mollusca, Gastropoda, Lepetellida, Haliotidae. The record is from RefSeq and is a predicted model, not a curated record. The coding region runs from base 128 to 646 and encodes 172 amino acids. The transcript has 4 exons. Gene Ontology annotation, molecular function: protein binding.